Messenger RNA from Fusarium odoratissimum NRRL 54006, 435 nucleotides. RefSeq lists its product as uncharacterized. Gene Ontology annotation, cellular component: nucleus. NCBI's taxonomy places the organism in Eukaryota, Fungi, Ascomycota, Sordariomycetes, Hypocreales, Nectriaceae. The record is from RefSeq and is a predicted model, not a curated record. Gene Ontology annotation, biological process: protein polyubiquitination; DNA damage response. The transcript is spliced from 2 exons. Gene Ontology annotation, molecular function: ubiquitin protein ligase activity. The coding region runs from base 1 to 435 and encodes 144 amino acids.
AUGGAGGAGAUAUUUGGCUGCCCAAAUUUCAUGGAGAAAUGGUUUCCCUUCUUGAAGGCAGAGGAUACCCCGAUAUUUUUCCCUCGGGUAGAGGCCAUCCUUGCAAAGGUGAAGGAUGUUCGCGAGUUAUGGCCAGGCGAAAAGAUCCUUAUCGUUUCCGAGUUUGUGCUCCUCCUUGACAUCAUCAAGGAAGGCAUCCAGCGGCGCAGUAAGACAGAUGCCAAGUUCAAGUUCCCUCUCACCGAGUAUAAUGGCACCGUGAACUUGGAAAACCGAGCUGGUGGUUCUGGCCUCAACCUUGCCAGGGCCACGCAUAUCAUUAUCACCGAGCCUUUUUGGACACCUGGUCCACUACAACAGGUCAUCGGGCGAGCUCACAGGUUUUCUCACGAGAAUACUGUCCAUGUUUGGCACAUGAUAGCCCACCCAUCAUAA